Colletotrichum truncatum is the source of this 612-nucleotide messenger RNA. The record is from RefSeq and is a predicted model, not a curated record. Lineage: Eukaryota; Fungi; Ascomycota; Sordariomycetes; Glomerellales; Glomerellaceae.
AUGCCGCACCCAUUGGCUAGCCUCCCUUACACCAUCCCCCGUCCAGUCCUACCACGUACCGCGCACUACGUAGUAGUGGAAAGCUCCAGGCAUUCUGCUCGCGUGGACUCCUGGACCUGGAACGCGGGUGGCCUGUCUGGCUUCGCUUUUUUCUCCUCUACUUGUGAGCUUACACCCAUUGCCUUUACUUGUCGUCAGUAUGUCUCUGCCCGCCGUGGCUUUUCUGGACUGGCCUGUCCACAGACCGACCCGGUGACGCUGAUCCGCCAGGCUUUGUCUCGCUCCAUGUCCACGGAUCCAGCGAGCCUGGAAUUUUCCAUAUCAUCAUUUGCGUACUAUUACCAGUCUGUGGACAGCCCAGUCAGCUCAGACACGCAUCACGAACCCAUCAACAGCUCCAUUCCAAAGGCCUCCAGGGGUCUCCCAAUUGUCCCCCUUGUUCGUCGUCACUCUUCGCCGAGGCCAGCUAAUUCACAAGAGCACAAGCAUGAAGGGGGACCCAUGACAAAACCAGCCCAGCCCCUCGGCCCGCUAUACCCCAUUUCCCAUUCAGUCUUACCAGUCCAUCGACUCUCGCAUCGAGACCGGCUCAACCGCUUCUUCUUUUUUUGA